This is a messenger RNA of Cyprinodon variegatus (sheepshead minnow), 747 nucleotides long. Its product is annotated as von Willebrand factor C domain-containing protein 2-like. The record is from RefSeq and is a predicted model, not a curated record. Gene Ontology annotation, cellular component: AMPA glutamate receptor complex. The transcript has 3 exons. Gene Ontology annotation, biological process: negative regulation of BMP signaling pathway. The coding region runs from base 1 to 747 and encodes 248 amino acids. Lineage: Eukaryota; Metazoa; Chordata; Actinopteri; Cyprinodontiformes; Cyprinodontidae. Gene Ontology annotation, molecular function: protein binding.
AUGGUGAAUCGCGCGCUCUCUGGCCUCUCCAUCGCGCUCGCGGCGCUGCUGCUUGUUCCGCCGCUGCGCACCGCGCGCACAGCGGAGCUCGCGGCAGAGUUCUCCACCAAAAGCGAGCCGGACUACGAGUUCGGGGACUACAGAGGCAGGUGGUGCAUUGACGACCACGGGUUCGUGUACAGCAUCGGAGAGGUUUACUACCCGAGCCCCACGGCGUGCCCGUGCACGUGCACAGUGGAUGGCCCCGUGUGCGUCCGGCCACGGUGCCCCCGCAUCCACCCGCGCUGCACGCGGAUCAAGUAUAAGGAAUGCUGCCCCGUGUGUGAGGCCGUGGCCAGGGUCUGCGUCUACGGAGGGAGAACCUACAGACUGCUGGAGGAGUUCAGGGUGUCGCGGUGUGAGUGGUGCCGCUGCGAGGCCAACAGAGAGGUUUACUGCAGCAUUUCUGAAUGCCCGGCUCCUCACUGCGUUAAUCCCAUCUAUGAGCCCAACCACUGCUGUCCCAUCUGUAAGACUGGUCCCAACUGCUUCGCUGGCAGCCGGGUGAUCCCAGCAGGAGAGCGCGUGAACAUGGAUGAGCAGACUGUGUGUUACUGCACCUACAGGGAUGGAACGUGGCACACCCACCCCCAUGCCACCUGCGAACGGCAUCCCCAGCCCAGCCCCACACUCAGCACGCGCACUGAGGCCCCCAGGGAUGAGGACUUAGGCCGGAGACAGUUUCCUAGACUAGAUCUGAUUCCAUAA